AUGCCAGAUAAAGAGGACGUUGUUCGGCUGCUGCUGCGGCUGCUGCGGCUGCUCUUACUGGACCCUGAGCUGGUGGACAGACUGGACCUGGACGUUCUCCCUGACUCUGCCCCAGAUCGCGAUGUGGAACUGGCACGAGAGCCUGCAGACCUAGGGCUUCUUUUCGUCCUGGAGGUCCGUCCCGUCCUGGAGGUGCGGGUCGACCUGGAGGAGAUCUCGGACACGUCUGAUUGUUUGGAGGAGAUUUCAGAGAUGGAGGAAAGUUUGGUUUUGGAAGUGAGGUCGGACAAAGCUGUGGUGGAUUUGUUGAGGGCGCUGGAGGUGUUCUUUUCCACGUCUGGAAGUGCAUUGACUGCUACCACUCUGAAAUAA
This is a messenger RNA of Knipowitschia caucasica, 372 nucleotides long. The record is from the annotation of a GenBank genome assembly. Lineage: Eukaryota; Metazoa; Chordata; Actinopteri; Gobiiformes; Gobiidae.